Messenger RNA from Closterium sp. Naga37s-1, 951 nucleotides. Lineage: Eukaryota; Viridiplantae; Streptophyta; Zygnematophyceae; Desmidiales; Closteriaceae. The record is from the annotation of a GenBank genome assembly.
AUGGACACCCUGGAGGGACGGCUGGAGGAUGCAAGGAGACGCCAUGACGCCCAGGAGUACGGGACGAUACCCUGGGCGGUCGUCGAGGCCGGACUCCGCUCCGUGUGGGCAGCGGAGCACCCCCCUUCUCGACCAGCUUCUCCUCGACCGGUGACCAACGAAUGCGGCAUCGACGUGGGCGUCAACGCCGGAGGUGGCCAAGUCGGCAGCAGUGCGGGAGGCACGUCGAGGCAGCGUGGUGUGAUUCACGCCGAUGAAGUCGGCGGCGUUCAGGCGCGAGGAGUGCAGUCGUCGGCGGCUGCAGGCUCCUCGCAGGGCGACGUUGGAGGACGACGAAGCGGUUUGUCACCGAUGUCGGCGACCCAGGUGACGGCGGGCGGGAUUGCACCGAGCUACGGCUUCUUCAAGUUUGCGCCGGACAGGAUCUUGGUCACCCCGCCGCUAGUUGGUCGACAGGACAUCCUCACCUGGAAGGAAGCCAUCGAGCCCCAGCUGGAGAUGGCCGGGCUGAUCAACUUUGCCCGAGGAGCCGUGGUGACGCCGGACGACACCGACCUGCGUACGGAGUUUCGCGCCGUGCAGCUGUUGACCUUUAUGGUCAUCUCGCGGUGCUGCUCGCCGGGCGUGCAGAUCGCCUUGAAGAGGUGUCGGGAGUACCUCGACGCCGGCCAUCAGGCGUGGCACUUCAUUGAGUCGACCUACCAAGUCACCGACGACCUGUUCAUCGCCCAGCUGGAGGGACAGCUGACGCACCUGCGUAUGGGCGACGAGGAGACGGCGACCGACUACUGCAACCGGGCCAGACGAAUUCUCGCCACCAUCAGGAUGGCCGGCGCGCAGUACUCGACGGCGUCGUAUGUCACCCACGUCAUGCAGGGACGCCAACCUCGUCGCCCCGACGAAGCAAGGAGGUCGACCAGGGCAGCGCGGACAGUCUGGCGGCGGAGGUAG